Messenger RNA from Bolinopsis microptera, 1417 nucleotides. Its product is annotated as BMP-binding endothelial regulator protein-like. Gene Ontology annotation, cellular component: extracellular matrix. NCBI's taxonomy places the organism in Eukaryota, Metazoa, Ctenophora, Tentaculata, Lobata, Bolinopsidae. The transcript is spliced from 10 exons. The record is from RefSeq and is a predicted model, not a curated record. Bases 33 to 1031 code for a protein of 332 amino acids.
CACUACUAUAUAACAAAUAAUUUGAGUUAAUAAUGCGGUGCUUUUUGAUACUCGUCCUGCUUGGACUGUUAGCUGCUGGAAUCAACGGGGAAAAAGCGUGCAACGUGUUCGGAGACCCACAUGUUAUCACAUUCGACGGGUUGAAGUACAAGUUUGAGAAUGAGUGCACUUACGUGCUGGCAAUGGAUUGUGUGGAUAUGGGGUGGAUAAUUUACGGAGGAUUUCAGACUUGUGGCAGAGGGACCUGCCUGCACGACAUAUCAGUGUUUCACACGAACCAGGGGUUUAGAGAUGCUGUGUUUAUUGGGAGAGGUUGGGUAAUCAACCAUCAGGGUACCAAGGUUCCAUUCAGACAGGGACAAGACUUCCAGAUAGGUAACAUAGGAUUCUCAUUUGAUGGUCUCUACCUCACAGUCAGUUUGGAUGGGUCUGGAGUUACCCUCACUUACGAUGGAUUUAUGGGACUGCAGAUAUCCAUUGACGAAACAGUUCAAAGUGGUCAGACGUGUGGACUGUGUGGUAAUAACGACGGUGAUGCAGAAAACGAGGGAACCCAGCUUCGUGAUAUUGGAAAUGACGUGGAAGGGUCUCUACUGGGAGGAAUAGAAGAGAUGGUGUUCAGAUGGAAGGUAGAUAGAGGGGAGUACUGUGAUCACCCUGUUAACAAGGAGUACUCCAGACUUCUCCCUUGUGGAAACAACUACAGACUGAACGACGAAGCAAGGGCCUCAUGUCAGGAACUAGUAGAUAACCAGGAACUUUUCAAAUGCCACGAAACCCUCAACCUGAACACUUUCUACGAGGCCUGCCUAGCUGAUUACUGCAACAUUGAGCUUCUGACAAACGAAUACCCUGUCGCGUGUGCUACUGCCAGUGCUUACAGCAAACAAUGCCAGAUUUUAGGAGCCAACAUUCGGGAUGAAAUAUGGCGUAGUGAGAUGAGCUCAAACUGUCCUGCGAUUGGUGUCACUCAGCAAGCUAUCAUGGCGAUCGGAGUGGAGCAACCCGGUGAUGGCCCUGUCUCUGCUUGAAGAGGACUAAUUAGAUAAUUAAUUGGAUAAUUAGUUAGAUGAUUAAUUAGAUAAUUAGACUUCCUGAUUCUGGGAUCCUCUUCUUGGAUCAAUAGUGGUGGAGACAUUUAUAUGAUGCAGGAUUAGUGAUGAGCUUAUGAAGCGAGGAAUAAUUCGUAAUAUUAUAGGAGACUUUUUUAUUAUUUACUUUGGAUUCGUGCCACUUUCUCGAUAUUAUUUUGAAUGGUUGAGCGUAUCAAAUACUCAAAUAGCCAUUUUGGUAUCUUUAUGAUUUACAAACUUAUUCACCUUUACAUUAAUUUAUGAUACAAUGGGUUUAAUAUGAGUUGACAAAUCUGUAAUAACGUAUUGCACUAAUAGAACUCUAAUAAAUAACUAUUAUAUUA